GAUCUGUGUUGUAGUUCAAGCUAUGAGACGUAAUAUUGACUCAGAACCUUCUAAAUCUUGACCUGGGAUAAUCUUUGGACACUACUGAUGUGUUUGGCACAACUCUGUCACAAGGUCUUCCUCUCUGCGCUCACAUAAGUGGUUCAGACGUCCAGAACAAGAGUCCAUGGAUGUUGAGUUGCUGCACGCUGCUCAUGCAGAACACGGCUCACUUCUGCUCAGGCAGCUUCAGAGGAUGAGAGCAGCCGAGGAGCUCACCGAUGUGGUGCUGUUGGCAGAAGGGAUUCCUUUUCAUUGCCACAAGGUGGUGCUGUCUGCAUUCAGUCCAUAUUUCCAGGCCAUGUUUACAUGCGGUCUGAGAGAGACCCGAGGAGGAGAAGUGCCUCUCAGAGACAUUCCUGCCCAGAGCCUGGAGCUGCUGCUGGACUACAUGUACAAGGCUGAGCUCCCACUUUCCAACAACAACAUCCAGGCAGUGGCUGCUGCUGCCUUCCUGCUGCACAUAGAUGGAGCCUUUAGGUUGUGUCAAAACCACAUGGAGGCCCGCAUGGACCCGUCGAACUGCAUCGGUCUGUACCACUGGGCCAGAGACCUGGGGGCAACUAUUCUGGCGGACGGUGCCUUGAAAUACCUCUACCAGCACUUUGCGCGGGUUUGUGAGGAAGAAGAAGUGCUGGAGCUGGACGCCCAGAGUCUUGGCGAUCUGCUGAGCUCGGAUGACCUCAACAUAUCGCAGGAGGAGGCUGUGCUGGAGUUGGUGCUGCGUUGGGUGGAGAGGCGCAGGGGUGACUCACAAAGCGAAGCCCAGGCCGUGCAGUUACUCAGGCGUGUACGGCUGGAGCUUGUGGAACCUGGAUUUCUCCGCAAAGCAAGGAGGAGAAACCCGGUGCUGCUACGGGAUGCUGAAUGCUUUGGGAUGAUUGAUGCUGCUCUCCACACCUCAGGUCUCUGUGAGACAUCAGCUCCACCUCGCCCAGCUCUUCGCUAUGGCAUGGAGACAACUGACCUGCUGCUCUGUUUGGGUGGAAUAAACAAGGAGGGAGUGCCUGCCCGACGUGGAGGAGUUGCUGAUCUCAGUUUUUGCUUUGCCGCCCACGGUAGAAAGAUUUACUACAUCCCCUCUCCACUGAGGGCCUGUGGAGGUAUGGGACAGAUCAUAGCAGGAGCAGUGACCAGAGAGAAUAAUAUAGUGGUGGCCAUUGAAGCAGAAGACCAACACAGAAUCAAAAAGGUUGAUUUCUACAGGUACGAUAAUUCAGAGGAGAACAGCUGGGUGGAGUUGUGCUCAGCUGCAUACAGGGACAUGUACGCUUUAGGGCUGGUAGGCGACGCCCUCUAUUUAAUAGGUGGCCAGAUGAAAGUGCGCAAUCACUACAUAAUCACAGACAGUGUGGAGAGAUGGUCGCUGAAGAGAGGAGGGAGCUGGCUAAGCUUUGCUCCUCUGCCACUUCCUUUAGCCUGCCACUGUGCCGUGAGCCUAAAGGAGCAUCUCUAUGUGCUGGGUGGCUGGACACCACAGGAUCUGCCAGAUGAUGAGCCUGACAAGCUGAGUAACCGUGUGUUUCAGUUUGACCCUGGCAAAGACAGGUGGACAGAGUGUACCAGGAUGAAGCACUCUAGGUACCGCUGUGGCACAGCUGUCCUCAAUGGAGAAAUCUACAUAUUAGGUGGUAUAGGCUGUGAUGGAGAGGACCGUGGACAAUCACGGCGCUGUCUGAGCUCUGUAGAGAUCUACAAUCCAGAUACAGACACCUGGAGGGAUGGACCAACCCUCCCAACAUCCCUGCUCGCCCUUCGAACUAACGCCUCCAACCUAGGAGUAGUGGAGGGAAAGCUUUACCUCUGUGGAUACUACAAGGGGGCCGGCCGUCAUGAGAUCAUCACCAAGGAGAUUUUGGAAUUGGACCCUGCGGACAAUGUGUGGACGGUGGUGGAAAGACGAGCAGCCAUGCACGACAGCUAUGACGUCUGUCUUGUUGCCAACCUCAAUCCUCGAGACCUCUUCACACCGUGAUGCAUCUCUUCCUGACUCUGAGUAACAACGCUAGGGUUCAGCAUGUGUGAGAAGUGAGCAUCUAUUCACUAAAUGUCAUAAAGUUUUCUCAAAAAUUGCCUUCACUCCUGGAUUUGAAAUGUAUCAACAACAAGGUCUGUGUGAUUGCUGUUUUAUUCUAUAUGCCAGUCUAUAACUUCCCAAAGAAUAUAGUAGUGUCUCACGUCUGUCUAUUAAAUAGACAGACAUAUCUGCGGUGAGGACAUAGUUAAUUUAGCUUAAAACUGUGAAUAGGGGCUGGCCUGACUCUACAUAUGUAGAGCAAACAUCUACAUGCAGCUCUAAAACCUACUUAUAUAUAUACAGGUUCAAGUCCACUGUGUCCGCCCACCACAGUGAGGUCACAGCAACAAACCAAUCUGACAAACAAAACCAAAAACGACAGCAGGAAAUGGUGCACAACAAGCUGAACAGUCACUCUAAAAAGCACAAACAAUAGACACAAAAUUAACGAUUAAAUGAAAUCAAACUCCCAAUUAAAGCUGUACGGCCACACUGCAAUAUCCAAAAACAUACAGCUGUUAAAAGAACCUUAACUUUUGUGGAACAGGCUACCCCUUAAACAUCCAACAAAUCACGACAACUGAGGCCUUGUGUCUUCUCUGAUCUCCCACAUAAAACGAUCAACACCUCCCCACUCACCUAACUCACUUUGCUGCUUCCUGUCCCAAUCAGAGGCAGAUAGCGGGGGACCCCCGGGUGCCACUGGUUACAUUCAAGAUCAUGAUUCAAGGCCAUCGUAGAAUAUUACAAUGACUGUGUUUAAGGUAGAGUUCGAAGCUCAUAGAUAAAACUUGUGUUAGUCUGGCAUAGUAAAGUUGAUCUUUGGCUUAUCAGCUAAACUGUCACAUUUUAUAAUACCUUGGUGUCUUAGCUAUAAUAAAUUACGUGGUUGAUGUCCAUAAUUAAUACCACAGGGUCUCCCUUUUUACUGAGUAUUAUGGACAGGUUAAUAUAUGUUCGAGAGGCUUAAACCAUUACUUUUACUGUGGGAAAUUCACACCAUAGUAAUAGGGACUCAAUGAAUAUACUUACACUAGGUACGUAGUUCACACUUCCAAUCAUAUUUCUUUACUGGAAAGGCACAAUGGCUCUUGUUUUAAGCAUGUCAUAUUAUUUGCGACUUGACUUUGUCUCUGGAUUGCAGUAGAUGAGCAUUCUCGUCAUCUUGACAUGAAGACUCAUGAUCAGAUUCCCAGUGGUUCACCGUUACACAGACUCUGGAACAGCAUAACCUUCUUUUACGGCACACUACAAUCAUUGGUCAAUUCAAGGUUCUUAUGUGACGCUGCUGCCUUAGCAGGUUUUGGGGUCUUCUUUAUUUACGGAUGUUUUGCAGAAGGGGCUUCCACCCUUGGCCUGCUCGCUUCCAGCUUACUGCUCUGUUGGAAUCUAUUCCCCGUCCUGUGGGAAAAUAAAUUGUAGAGGAAACAUCAUUGUGUCGUGCGAUGAUGAAGUAUCAGUCAACAAUAUUAAGACUGCUCCUCAGUCACAUCUGCGCUUCGUUUCUCCCUGCACCCUGCCUUGCCAACAUUUGACCAAACCAACCAAGUCCAAUCAUAAUCUGGUUCAAUAUCUGUUCAACUCCGGCACUUCUUGACUCUUAAACCUAUAUUUCUGAAGUCAGGUUUCAUUUAAGAAACAACACAUUUAAAACUGUGUAAACUGGCUUUUAUAUAAUGAGCACCAUUUAAGUGGGUCCUCUUGUUUCCAUGUUCAUCGUGUGUUCAUUCAAACAUUGUGAAUCCCAGGCUCUGUCAGGGGGUUUUUGUGAUCUCAUGGACUGUUUGUGUUGGGAUUGUUUCAGAGAGUUACGGCCAAACGCAAGUUAUUCUGAAAUAAAUGGUUGAAUCUGA
Messenger RNA from Stegastes partitus (bicolor damselfish), 3909 nucleotides. Its product is annotated as kelch repeat and BTB domain-containing protein 12-like. Gene Ontology annotation, molecular function: protein binding. The transcript has 10 exons. Lineage: Eukaryota; Metazoa; Chordata; Actinopteri; Pomacentridae. The record is from RefSeq and is a predicted model, not a curated record. The coding region runs from base 167 to 2014 and encodes 615 amino acids.